Adineta ricciae is the source of this 495-nucleotide messenger RNA. NCBI's taxonomy places the organism in Eukaryota, Metazoa, Rotifera, Eurotatoria, Adinetida, Adinetidae. The record is from the annotation of a GenBank genome assembly.
AUGGAUCUAUCGUCUUCGGAAAAGGGAAAGCAACUGUCUGGUCGUCUUAUACGAAUUUCUCGCGAUCGAAACUACCCAGUAAAUGACAUAGAAAACGUUUUAUUACCAUUAUUUCGACCAGCUCAUACAGAAGAAACUUUACGUGUAACUAUUGGCAGUGCCACCCAUAUUUGGUGUGCAUAUGAAAAUGAUCAAUGUCUUGGGUGUGCAUUGGCUAGUGAUAUUGGUUCAAAUCAUGGGUUGUAUCUGAUUUUAUUUGGUGUCUCUCAAUCUGCACAAGGUUUUGGAAUUGGAUCACGUAUAUUAACAAAAAUGAUCAAAUGGUGUCGAAAACGUCGGCGUCCAUUUAUUUUUCUUUUGACAGAAUCUCACAAUGAACGAGCCCUUCGAUUGUAUCGAAAGGUUGGUUUUCAAAAACAUUCUUCUUCCUCUAUAUAUGAUGAGUCUUUACCCGAUUACGGCGAUGGUGUCAUUCCAUUAAUACUAGUGAUAUAA